AUGCCCCGUCUCCGCAGAUACCGUGUAUUCCUGGUGUUUGCCGUUGUCAGCAUCAUUGCUUUCAUCCGGUUUACUGGAAUCCGAGAAUGGCGGCCUCCGAACCAAAAUUACCACCCGACAGCGGAACAAAAGGCACCUGCACCUCCAGCAGCACCUCCGCCGCAGCCGCCCGAUCGCAAGGCGACGGCUCAACGCCAGCCGACAUCGCCAGUCAAGGCUAAAUCUACUCCGACAGCUUCCAGUGAGAAGGCAGCAGCGAAGCCGCCAGCCAUACCUCCUGCGAAAUCGCCGGCUCCGACGACCCCUGCUGUGGUGGCACCUCUACCUGGGACCGAUAUCGAAUUUGGACCUGGUGGACAAGGGCGGUUGGAGGUGCCCGGAUUGGAUCGCAGCAGCGUGCGGUGGCAGAAGCAACGCGAGCAUUUCCCCGUGCCCACUUCGAGUGUUAUCAAACUCCCAAAGGGGAAACCAAAGAACAUCCCCCAAAUUCAGUUUAAAUUUCCUUCGGAGUCGCCAAGUACUCGGACGAUUCGUGCGAAGAGGCUGGCAUUGAUCAAAGCGUCGUUUAAACGCUCCUGGAACGGAUACAAGGCACAUGCCUGGGGCCGGGAUGAACUGAAACCCGUCUACGGUGGUGCUCGGGACCCCUUCAUGGGAUGGGGGGCCACGCUGGUUGAUGGGCUGGAUACUCUCUGGAUCAUGGACAUGCGAAAGGAAUUUGCGGAAGCGGUGAAGGCCGUCGAGCGAAUUGACUUCAAAACUAGCCACCGGAAAGAUAUUCCGUUGUUCGAAACUGUUAUCCGUUAUCUGGGAGGCCUGCUUGGGGCGUACGAUAUCUCCGAAGGGAGGUUUCCAACUUUGGUCGACAAGGCAACUGAGCUCGCAGAAAUCCUGAUAGGUGCAUUUGACACGCCAAAUCGAAUGCCGCUUACCUAUUAUAUGUGGGCACCGACAUAUGCGUCACAGCCCCAUCGGGGAAGUACCCGAGUUGUUCUCGCUGAACUUGGCUCUCUAUCCAUGGAAUUCACCAGACUUGCGCAGUUGACCGGGGAAAAUAAGUAUUACGAUGCCAUUGCUAGGAUCACGAAUGAACUUGAGAAAUUUCAGCCUAAUACUACACUUCCGGGCUUAUGGCCCUCGCAUAUUGAUGUGUCUGGGUGCCAGAAAGCUGUCACACCCGCAAGUGGAAUUGAAGAGUCAGACGGUUCGGUGAAAAUGCCUCCAGUAAUACCCAAGCCCAACGUACCCCCAAAAGCCAUCUACAAACGGCAAGAGGCGGCUCCCAAGGCUGUGCAGGAUACGCAACCGGCGGUUUACGACUCACAGCCGAAGCCUGCCCAAAACGUCGAUCCACGUGGCCUAGAUGCAACUGACUGUGCAGAGCAAGGGCUCAGAUCACCGCCAUUCUCGCGAGUGGAUAGAUAUACGCUGGGUGCGCUAGCAGAUUCAACGUACGAAUACCUGCCGAAAAUGCAUCUCCUCAUUGGCGGCCUCAGUGACCAGUAUCGCAACAUGUAUAAAAUGGCAAUGGACACCGUCAGGAAUUAUAUGCUUUUCAGGCCAAUGUUACCGGAUAACCGUGACGUCUUGUUCCAUGCCGGAAUCACUUCAAGUGGGCCGCCAGAAAAGAAAUCAGACUUGAGUUACGAAUAUGAAGGUCACCACCUUGGGUGUUUUGCUGGCGGAAUGUUCGCACUCGGUGCAAAGCUCUUCGGGAUUGACGGCGAUAUGGAUUUGGCCGCAAAAUUGACUGAAGGGUGUGUCUGGGCAUACAAUGCCACCAAGACGGGUGUUAUGCCCGAAAGCUUUGAGGUUCUCCCCUGCGAUGAUCCUGCACACUGCGAGUGGAAUGUGACGCGAUACUAUGACAAGCUCGACCCUUAUGAAGAAGAAAGAAAGCUCCGAGUGCAGACAUGGCUUGAACAAAAGGCUGAACUGGAAAAGGCCGAAAAGGCAGCGAAAGACAAGGAAAGGAUGGCACCCGUAGCCGAAGCAACUGCGGAACUCCCAAUAGCCACUGGGCCGAUUAUACUUACCAAACGGCACAACGCCAUGCCAGAUGACCCUUCACGCAUCGACGGCAUGGACAAUCCAUUCCCCGAUUUCCUCGGACCCAAGCCCACUUUUUCUCCGCACAAGGAAUAUGCGGAACAGCGGCUCAAAGAGGAACGUAUUCCGUUUGGAAUGACCGAUAUCAUGUCGCGCAAAUAUAUUCUCCGACCAGAAGCUAUUGAGUCAGUAUUCUACAUGUACCGAACCACAGGCGAUGAGUCAUGGAGAGAAAAAGGUUGGGCUAUGUUCCAGGCGGUCGAGCUGGCCACGAGGACCGAGCUCGGUAGUUCCGCGAUCAAGGACGUUAUGAGUGACGUGCCAAUGCCUCUGAAUGAAAUGGAAUCUUUCUGGCUUGGGGAAACGCUAAAGUACUUUUACCUCCUUUUCAGUGAUCCUGAAGAAAUCAGCUUGGAUGAAUAUGUUUUCAACACUGAGGCGCAUCCUUUCAAGCUCCCGUUGAACUAUAAACCCUCUUGA
Molecule: messenger RNA, 2529 nt
Organism: Uncinocarpus reesii 1704
Lineage: Eukaryota; Fungi; Ascomycota; Eurotiomycetes; Onygenales; Onygenaceae
Exons: 3
Coding region: 1-2529 (842 amino acids)
Biological process (GO): N-glycan processing; carbohydrate metabolic process
Cellular component (GO): endoplasmic reticulum; Golgi membrane
Molecular function (GO): calcium ion binding; mannosyl-oligosaccharide 1,2-alpha-mannosidase activity
Source: RefSeq, a predicted model, not a curated record